AUGACUUCGUCGUACGAUUUCAUCAUUGUCGGCGCCGGAACGUCAGGACCUCUUCUAGCCGAGCGACUCGCUCACACCCAUUCUUCACCUAAGGUUCUCCUCCUUGAAGCCGGCAGCGCUCCCAGCGGCCUUUACCUAAAUGCCCCAUACCAUCGUUACCAUAUCCCAGUGGCACGCCCCGAUCUCACCUAUCCGUAUGUAUCCGAGCCCGAAGAAAAGCUGGGUGGAAGGCAGAUUGCAUACACGCGAGGAAAGGGCCUUGGUGGCAGCAGUAUAGCGAAUUUUGGAGUCUACUUGUGGGGCAGCAAGGGCGACUAUGAGCGAUGGGGCGAGCUUGUUGGUAGCGAAGAAGACGACGAAGACGACCGAGCAUCCUGGAAAUGGGAGAAUGUAAAGAAGUGUUUUGAGAAGAUUGAAAACUACAAUUUCUCAGCUUCAAAGACAUAUAGUCACCUUGCGGAUCCUUCGACCGGUAUUCAUGGCACGCAUGGCCUGUUGCGAGUGGAGUUGCCGCCUGUUUUGGAAAUGGGCGUUCAGCCACAGAUGGAGGCGCUCAUGAAGGCGGGCGAAAAAAUCAAUCUGGAUCCGAACUCUGGAGAUCCCGUGGGAUUCAGUCUUUUCCCGUCUAGCUAUGACAAACAAGGGAGGUGCACGAGUGCAACUGCACAUUUGACUGGAGCGCCUCAGAAUCUGGACAUUUGGACGGACGCAAGGGUUACUGAGUUGGUAUGGGAAGGCAAUAGGAUCGUCGGGGUUGUGACCGAGGAUGGGCGGAAAGCAACCACUAAGUACGAAGUCGUCAUUUGCGCCGGCGCAAUCGACAGCCCCAAAAUCCUCCUCAUGAACGGUAUUGGGCCCAAGUCUGAACUCGAAGCACUCGGAAUCGACGUCAAGGUCGACUUACCUGGCGUGGGCAAGAACCUCCACGAUCACGUCUUGACCUUUUUGAGCGUCGAAGUGGAUGGUCGCGUCAACAACAAGUACGCGUUUGAAAGUAAUGCAGAGAUUAUGGCAGAAGCAGAAAAGGCCUGGUACAAAGACCAAUCUGGUGCCUUGAUGCUGCACAACUCUUCCUUGUGGGGCGGGUUUCUCAAGCUUCCAGGACUGGAAUCAUUUGAGGAAUACAAAGCUCUACCCAAGGACAUUCGACAAUAUCUCUCAAAGGAUGAAGUGCCUGCGUAUGAGAUGAUUGGAAACUCGCUCCUUUGGCCGCCAGGAACCCAGAUCGCAGAGGGCAACACGUACGCGACGUUUAUCGCUUUUCUCAUGAACCCGCAGUCUAGAGGCAGUGUGACUUUGCGGUCCAAGAACCCAGCCGAUGACCCUGUCAUUAAGCUAAACUACCUCACCCACCCAUACGACGUGCGCGUCUUCCGAGAGGCGGUGCGCAACACGUGGACGAAAAUAACCACCUCGACUGCUAUUGCGCCGUACAUUGUGCGCAAUAUUCACGGCCCAGAAUCGCUCUCUGACGAGAAUAUCGAUGCAUUGGCCAAAGACAAUGCAAGUACCGUGUGGCAUGCGGCUGGCACGUGCAAGAUGGGACGAAAGGACGACAAAGAGGCGGUGGUGGAUAAGACUUUUAGGGUGCGGGGUGUCAAAGGCCUGAGAGUAGUCGACAUGAGUGUCGCGCCAGUUUCGACAAACAAUCAUACGCAGGCUACUGCUUAUCUGAUAGGGCAGAUGGCGAGCGAGAGGCUGAUUAAAGAGUACAAGUUGGACGGGCCGGCUUAGGAUACUGGUGCGAGAUAAGAAAUGCGUAGGCGCCCAUUACAC
Messenger RNA from Exserohilum turcica Et28A, 1776 nucleotides. RefSeq lists its product as uncharacterized. Bases 1 to 1734 code for a protein of 577 amino acids. NCBI's taxonomy places the organism in Eukaryota, Fungi, Ascomycota, Dothideomycetes, Pleosporales, Pleosporaceae. The transcript has 3 exons. Gene Ontology annotation, molecular function: flavin adenine dinucleotide binding; oxidoreductase activity, acting on CH-OH group of donors. The record is from RefSeq and is a predicted model, not a curated record.